GUCCGGGGCGCAUGCGCCGGCCGCUUGGCCCUGGGGCUCGCGAGAGGCGGGGGCCCGAGGUUGUUGUGAAGCUGUUGGAAGCACGUGAAGCGCGCAACGUCAUCAUAAACACUAGUAGGGGAAAUGGCGGCUCCGGGGAGCGGAAAGGUUGUGUAUGAACAAGAAGGGGUUUUCAUUCAUUCAUCCUGUGCAAAAAAUGACGACCAGGACAGUAUAAUAUCAGGAGUACUACGUGUCAUAGAAAAGGAAGCUGAAGUAAUAGUAGACUGGAGACCAUUGGAUGAUACUUUGGACUCUUCCAAUAUCCUCUGUGCUGGAAAGGAUUCCAGUUCAGUUGUAGAGUGGACACAAACCCCUAAAGAAAAAUCUCCACGAGGGUCAGACCACCAGAAUAAUUAUGAGGCAGAAUGGGACAUGGUCAACACAGUCUCGUUUAAAAAGAAGCCACGUUCUAAUGGAGAUGCUACAACUCAUGCAAAUGGAGAAAGCAAGUGGUCAUUCCAGUUCAGUUUGACAGAUCUGAAGUCAAUCAAACAAAACAAAGAAGGCAUGGGAUGGUCUUAUUUGGUAUUCUGUCUAAAGGAUGAUGUCAUCCUCCCAGCUCUUCACUUCCAUCAUGGUGAUAGCAAAAUAUUGAUUGUGUCCCUUGAAAAAUAUGUGGUGUUGUGUGAAUCUCAACAGGAUAAAAGAAUUCUUCUUGUCAAUUGUCAGAACAAGAGUCUUUCACAGUCUUUUGAAAAUCUCCUUGAUGAACCAACAUAUGGUCUAAUACAGGUAGAGCAACUAGACAGAAGAAAGACAUUUUGGGCCAUUCACCAUUGGAAAAAAUUGAAGAAGGAUCCAUAUACAGCAACUAUGGGAGGAUUUUCCAAAGUGACAAACUAUAUUUUUGAUAGUUUGCGAGGAAGUGACUCUUCAACUCAACAGCGACCACCAUCUGAAAUGGCAGACUUUCUCAGUGAUGCUAUUCCAGGGCUAAAGAUAAAUCAACAGGAGGAACCAGGAUUUGAAGUUAUUACACGAAUUGAUCUAGGUAAACGACCUGACGUUAUCAGAAGAGAGCCAGUGUCUGCUGAAGAAUGGACUAAGAACAUGGAUUCAGAAGGAAGAAUCUUAGAUGCUGACUUCAUAAAGCAAAUGAUAUUCAAAGGGGGACUCUGCCAUGCUUUGAGAAAAGAAGUAUGGAAAUUCCUUUUGGGUUAUUUUCCUUGGCACAGUACCAGAGAGGAAAGAACUAAUUUGCAAAAAAGAAAAACAGAUGAAUAUUUCAGGAUGAAACUUCAGUGGAAAUCAGUCAGUGAUGAGCAAGAAAAACGAAAUUCAAGAUUAAGAGACUAUAAGAGUCUUAUAGAAAAAGAUGUAAACAGAACAGACCGAACAAACAAGUUCUAUGAAGGCCAAGAUAAUCCAGGAUUGAUCUUGCUUCAUGACAUUUUGAUGACCUAUUGUAUGUAUGACUUUGAUUUAGGGUAUGUUCAGGGAAUGAGUGACUUGCUUUCUCCUGUCUUGUAUGUCAUGGAAAAUGAAGUGGAUGCCUUUUGGUGCUUUGUAUCAUACAUGGAUCAAAUGGUAAUGUGGACAGAGUUGCCUUGCCAGAAUUUUCAUCUUCUCAUCUGUUGUGCUAUCCUGGAAUCUGAAAAGCAGCAAAUAAUGGACAAGCAUUAUGGUUUUAAUGAAAUACUAAAGCAUAUAAAUGAACUGUCUAUGAAAAUUGAUGUGGAAGAUAUACUCUGUAAAGCGGAAGCAAUUUCUAUCCAGAUGAUGAAUUGCAAGGAAUUGCCUCAAGCAGUUUGUGAGAUCCUGGGGAUGGAGAACAGUGCUGUAACAACACCAGAUUCAGACACUGGAGAAGAUGAAAGUGUUACUAUGAUGAGUCGUUCUGCAUCAACAUAUCAAAAUAUCUCAAUGCCUGUAACUGCUGCCAACGGAACAAAAGAUAACGCACAACAUAUGGCUGUGACACAUAGUGCCCAUAGAUUGACACCUACAUAAUUCACUUGGUUAAAUUCUUGAAGAGACACUUUACUGCAGCUCUUUUUCCAAGCACUUGAGAGGUGGAUGUUUAAAAUUUGGUGUUUGAUUAAGCUUUAAGGUUUUGGAAAGAAAUUCUGUACUGUAAUGCUCUUGCAUUAAAGCUUUACAACAUGACCUGACCUAAUUAUUUUUGUAGUUACUUCUACCGAAAUAGCCUUUUGUUUUCAAUAACAUUCCUUACUAUUUUUGUAGCAAAGUGCAUUUCUUUUUUGGUGAUGAACUGGAAAUGGCUAAUAGUUACAAGGUGGGUGAUUUGGAAAUGAUGCAUCUGCUGAGUUUUGACUUUUAUUAUUCUAAGCUUUGGUGAUUCUUUGGUUUUGAUCAGAUUCAAAAUGGGUGAACUGAAGCUCCUGUGCAGCAUUUCCAUGCUGAAAAGAUGCUGAUUUCCAGAAGAGGAACAUUUUGUAAAUGAACAGAGGUUUUUCCUUCUCAAAUGUUUACAAAAAUAUUUGUUGCUGUUUGAAUGUAGAUUUGAAAUGGACGUUUUGACUUAUGACGUUUUAAUGUCCAGAUGCUGAAUUUUGUGUAACCCAGGAAUGGACAAACAAUAUAUUUUUUACAUUUAACAUCUCUUCACUUACAUAUAUAUACUAUCUACAUAAGCAAUUAUGUGUGAAUACUAAAAGGAUAGGCAUAUUUUCAAUAUUUGAAUAAACUUCACUGUUCAUUAGUCAGUUUGACCAAAUUAAUACACAACAAUUUCAACCUGGGGUCUUUUUGAAAACUAUUUUCUAAAUAAUAACUAUUUCUUGUGGGCAUGAUCAGUCCUACGCCUGGUGUAAUUUUACAAUUAAUUUCUUGCAAAGUUUAUCUUUACCAAUAAUGUUUAUUAAAUUUGCUAGUAGUAUAUUAACUGAUCAGUAAACUCCUACUUAAACUGUUUCUAUGUCCGACUCCUUAGGGCAUUUAAAAGCAGGUACAAAACUAUUGGAAAAUAGUAAUCACAAUGAUCUUAAUAAAACAUUCUUUUGUAUAUGAAAAAGGCAGUGUGAGUUUAUACCAUGCCAUGCUGUAUGAUCUUCUUAAGUCUUGUGGUAUUUAACAAAACUGAUUCAAUAUAUUCAUUGUUAUUUUGCAACUAUUGUACAUAUUAUAAAAUAAACCUCAAAACCAA
Messenger RNA from Chelonia mydas (Green sea turtle), 3148 nucleotides. RefSeq names its product TBC1 domain family member 15 (gene TBC1D15). The transcript is spliced from 16 exons. Gene Ontology annotation, molecular function: GTPase activator activity. Gene Ontology annotation, biological process: activation of GTPase activity. The record is from RefSeq and is a predicted model, not a curated record. Lineage: Eukaryota; Metazoa; Chordata; Testudines; Cheloniidae. Bases 124 to 1992 code for a protein of 622 amino acids.